Molecule: messenger RNA, 828 nt
Organism: Aspergillus viridinutans
Lineage: Eukaryota; Fungi; Ascomycota; Eurotiomycetes; Eurotiales; Aspergillaceae
Product: YoaK family protein
Exons: 2
Coding region: 1-828 (275 amino acids)
Source: RefSeq, a predicted model, not a curated record
AUGGCCGACAAAACCGCCGGUGCGCCUGACCUAGAAGCGCACCCCCAGCAAGGGGACCAAGUGUCGCAACAACCCCAAAAGCAACGAGCGACCUUCGCUCAGCGCUGGACACAAUCCGUCGAUCCCACCUACGCGGACCUCAUCUGUCUGCUCCUCGCCCUGACCACAGGCCUCUGCGACAGCAGCGCCUACAAUGCCUGGUCCUGUUUCCUCGCCAUGCAGACGGGAAACACCAUCUUCCUCGGCCUCGGCGCCUCGGGCCAACCAACCAGCAAACCGUGGGGCUGGCUCAAGUCGCUCACCUCCAUCGCCUCGUUCUUCAUCGGCGCGCUGAUCUUCUCGAACGUGACGCGUCGCACGGGCGCCCGCCGCCGCGGCACCCUCGUCACCUCCUUCAUGGUGCAGACCAUCCUGAUCGUCAUUGCCGUCGCGAUCAUUCAGGCCGAUCUGAUCCCGCAUACGGUGGAAGACGCCGCGCUGACGGGCGGCCCGCUCUUCCUCGAGCUGAUCCCGAUUGCGCUGCUGGCGUUCCAGUCUGCGGGCUCGAUCACGUCCAGCCGCGCGCUGGGGUAUAAUGAGAUUCCGGCGGUUGUGCUGACGAGUGUGUACUUCGAUGUUGCGUCUGAUCCGAAGCUGACGGCUGCCCCGGCGUCGAAUGUGAAGCGGAAUCGGAGGAUCGGAGGGGCGGUGAUGUUGCUUGUUGGGGCGAUUGCGGGCGGGUGGUUGAGUCGGAGCAGUGGCGGGAUGCAGUCUGCGCUGUGGAUGGCGGCUGGGUUCAAGUUUGUGAUUGGACUGGGGUGGUUGUUUUGGAAGGCUGAAGGGAAGUAA